Messenger RNA from Candida tropicalis MYA-3404, 858 nucleotides. RefSeq lists its product as uncharacterized. Gene Ontology annotation, molecular function: RNA binding. Gene Ontology annotation, biological process: mRNA splicing, via spliceosome. The transcript has a single exon. NCBI's taxonomy places the organism in Eukaryota, Fungi, Ascomycota, Pichiomycetes, Serinales, Debaryomycetaceae. The record is from RefSeq and is a predicted model, not a curated record. Gene Ontology annotation, cellular component: U2-type spliceosomal complex; RES complex. Bases 1 to 858 code for a protein of 285 amino acids.
AUGAAUGAUAACUUGGAAAAAAAAAAGUUGUGCCUGGAGUAUCUAUCACAUCCAUUUUUUUAUUACAUUAACAACAAUCAGGAAUCAAUGUCAAGAGCAGAUUAUCUAUCGAAAUAUUUAAGCAAUCUGUCAUCUACAGAGAAGUCAAAGAAGAAGAAACAUAAAAAGAAGGAGCUAAAAAAGCCAACUAUCACAAUAGAGAAUCCUAAAGCAAUCAUAAUACCGAAUUUUGAAGACGAUCUUGAAAAUGAAGAAGGAGAAGAAGAGGAUGAAUUUGCUCCUGUAAAAGUUGAGAACAACGAGAAGUCAAAUAAGGGAUUUAAGAGAAUAGAUACUGGUGAGAUCAUCAACCCCACUGAGCAACAACAAACGCUGACUAUAGCAGUAGCUACUACUAAGAAUCAAUUGCUACCUACAAAAGACCAACAACCAGAGACAAUUUAUCGUGAUUCGUCAGGUCGUAUAAUUGAUAUAAAGCAGAAACAAGCAGAUUUAGAAGCUCAAAGACUUGAGCAAUCUCAAAAAUCAGAAAUUAAAGAAGUUAGAACAAGUCUUAAAGAACAAACAAAACAAGAACAUGAGAUAUUUAAACCAAAAUCAAAUAAUUUUGAAGAUCCCAUGAAUUCAUUUGCUGAAAAACAAGAAAAAGAGGAUACUGAGAAGAUGAAAUAUAUUUAUGAUAAAGGAGUCAAUGUUCCUAAUAGAUUUGAUAUACCUGCAGGGUAUUUUUGGGAUGGGAUUGAUCGAAGUAAUGGAUUUGAAGAGUUGAUGAUUAGAAAACAAAAUGAAAACAAUUUUAACAAAAUUGAAUCAAAGAUUAAUGAAACUUAUGAAAUCGAAGUUGAUGAUAUGAAUUAG